CAACACUGUGUUGCCUCCAUCCAUUUUGUUUUAGUGAAAAAAGAUUCUCAAAAGUAACAGACGCGCAUUACCAAAAUUGACAUUGCAGUAUAUAUAGUGACACUUUUAGCAUAUUAAACACCUAACUAAAUUCCCAGAGUGCAACGCAAUGGCACAAAACAUCAGCCCUGAACAGAGUGGUGCUGGUGGCAGUAGCAAACACAAUGAUGACUCGCUACCUAUCAAAGACAAUCAUGCUGUGAGCAAAAGACUGCACAAAGAACUCAUGAACUUAAUGAUGGCCAACGAGAAGGGAAUAUCGGCAUUUCCAGACGGCGAAAACAUUUUCAAAUGGGUCGGCACCAUCGCUGGCCCAAUAAAUACUGUGUAUUCGAGCCAGACAUAUCGCUUGUCGCUUGACUUUCCAAAUUCCUAUCCGUAUGCCGCGCCAGUGGUUAAAUUUUUGACGCCAUGCUUUCAUCCCAACGUCGACCUGCAGGGCGCUAUUUGUUUAGACAUACUCAAAGACAAAUGGUCGGCACUCUACGACGUGCGCACCAUACUGUUGUCCAUACAAUCUCUGUUGGGCGAACCGAACAAUGAGAGUCCACUAAAUGCGCAGGCCGCGAUGAUGUGGAACGAUCAAAAUGAGUACAAAAAAUACCUAGAUGCCUUCUAUGAGAAGCACAAGGAUACCUAAACACCAAAAAAAAAAAGGAACCUAUGGCGGCGUCCCUCUCAUUUUCAUCUAUGCUCAUAUUGUGGCGUAUUUAUUAAGCAUUUGUAUGUCUAGUGCG
Drosophila arizonae is the source of this 776-nucleotide messenger RNA. It is a transcript of the gene vih, whose product is annotated as ubiquitin conjugating enzyme vih. NCBI's taxonomy places the organism in Eukaryota, Metazoa, Arthropoda, Insecta, Diptera, Drosophilidae. The record is from RefSeq and is a predicted model, not a curated record.